This is a messenger RNA of Cuscuta campestris, 4495 nucleotides long. Lineage: Eukaryota; Viridiplantae; Streptophyta; Magnoliopsida; Solanales; Convolvulaceae. The record is from the annotation of a GenBank genome assembly.
GACAAGAGCAGGGCUGCCACCUCCGGGAAAUCAAAGUCCAAAUCCCGGGCGCCUACGACAUCAACCGAGGAACGCCUUUACUAUGGUGACGGGUCAUACCUUUGGUUUGAUUCCGAGGAGGAACGCACCCGUUUCCUCACUUUCUUCUCUAAACGGGUUGUGGCUCCUCCACGGAUCAUCCCGGAGCGCUACCCGGAGCUGCAGGGCUACGACGACCUCGACGCGCAGCUUCAUCAGGCCGGCCUUUGGCCCUUCGUCUCCCGGGCUCGGAAGGAGAUCAACCCGGCGCUGAUUCGGGUCUUCUACUCCAACCUCCGGCGUGAGGGCGACGUGCUCUAUUCUCUUGUCAAGAGCACGCCGAUAGAACUUUCAAUUGAGCAGCUUGGGCGCAUCGCCGGCCUCCCCUACCAAGGCAACGGCGUUUCCCUCUAUGGCGGAGAGGACUGGGUGCUCAACAACGAGGGCCUUAUCCUCAACGAGCUUGGCAUCACCGAGCUCAUCCGCCAUGCCUCGGGCCGCCCAACCAUCCACUCCGCUAACUCCGAAGGCCGUCUUCUUCUCUACAUCGUCUCCCGGAUCAUCAAACCCAGGAAGCACGACCACACCAUCAUGUCCGGUGAAGACCUCAAACUCAUCCAUGCGAUCAUGCACUCGGCCCCAAUCAAUUGGGCAAAGUUUGUCAUGAUCAACAUGGCGAUUGCCGCGUCCACCGACCACGAUCACUUCCUCCCGUACCCGUUCGUGGUGAUGGACAUCCUUGAACGGUUCAAGGUGACCACCACCGUUGGCCCACUCACAAAGGCCACGAAGAUUUGGGCGAUCAGCACCCAAACCUUCAAGAAGCGGUCGGACAACGCCGGACCUGCCACUGCCGUGCCACGGCCCCGUUAUGCUGCUGGCCUAGCCGAACCCCAGACCCGGGCCAACCUUGCCUCCAUUGCUGACUCUCUCAACCGGCUGCACUUCAAAGUUGAUGGGAUGGAUGGCUACCUUGAAAGACUUGACGAGGCGGUCCAACGCCAAGGGUACGCCAUGAACGCGUACUUCCAACGCGUUAACUACGUCCCCCCACCGUACCAUGGAACGUUCUUUGGGCAGGUGUACGGUGACGAGGACGAAGACGAUGCCUCCUACGACCCGUCAAGCUCCCUGGACGAGGACGGGUUCGACGACGCUGUUGAUGACAUCGCUGUUGAGCCAAGGUUGGAUUUCCAGAAUCUUCUGGAACAGCGAUGUAGGCUUCCCUACAUCGCUGUCCAACCUAAGCCAAAGAUAUUGUGCAUUGGCAGAAAGUUUUUGGACAGCGAUGUUGACCCAGAAACAGCGCUGUCAGGCCAAACUUCCAUCUUCAAAGGCAGACCUAAACAGCGAUGUUCUACCUUGAAAGCCCAAGUAGAGUACUUGGCUAAAGAGGUUGCCAAGCUUACGAAGAUGAAACUCAACGAGCUCCAAGGAAGUGACCGUGAAGAAGACGUUAGCUCUAGUGGAACCAUGAAGCCUAAAGCCAAUGAAGGUUCUGACUUCAAAGUUGACAUUCCAACUUUUGAAGGGAAGAACGACCCGGACGAAUUCCUCGAGUGGCUAGAAAUAGUGGAACACGUCUUUGACUUCAAAGAUGUUUCCGACGAAAGGAAGGUCAAGAUAGUGGCCUUAAAAUUCCGGAACCCAACUUGUGAUCACCAGCACCUCCUCCUCUCUUCCUGUAAAGACCUCCAUUCUCUCUUGCGAGUUCAUGCUCACUUCAUCACCUCAGGCUUCGAGCUCAAAUGCAGCACCAAAACCUGCCUCGUCAAUCUCUACGCUUCCUUCGGAAGAUCCCAUUUAUCACGGUUAGUUUUCGACUCUGUUCAAAACCCACCUGGGAUUUUAUGGAACUCAAUGAUCAGAGCUUACAACACAGCCAACCAGCAUCAAGAAGCACUCCAGAUGUUCGAUUUAAUGACGGAGAGAGGUUGUCAACCAGACAAGUAUACGUUCACCUUUGCGCUCAAAGCUUGCACCCAGACGUUGAACAUGGAAAAGGGUAUUUGUAUUCACAAUGAUGUGUCUAGGAGGAACCUUGAAUGUGAUGUUUUUAUUGGAACCGGACUUGUCUCCUUUUAUUGCACACUAGGCGAUUUGAAUAGUGCCAGGAAGGUGUUUGAUAAAAUGCCCAAAAAGGAUGUGGUUGCUUGGAAUGCAAUGAUUUCAGGGCUUUCUCAGAUUUCAGAUCCCGCAGAUGCAUUAGACUUCUUCAAGUACAUGCAGUUUAGUUGCAGGGUUAAGCCUAACCCAGUGAGCUUAUUGAAUCUGCUCCCUGCCGUCUGCAAGUUAAUGGAUGUAAAGGUUUGCAGUUCCAUUCAUGGAUUUGUUUACAGGAGGGAGUUCCCCAUUUCUGUUUAUAAUGGGUUGAUUGAUAUGCACUCAAAAUGUGGAUAUAGCGAUGUAGCUCACCAAAUCUUUAGUCAGAUGAGAGUGAAAGACGAUGUUUCGUGGGGUACAAUAAUGGCUGGUCAUGCAUACACUGGAAACUUCUGUGAAGUUCUGAACCUGUUUGGUGACAUGAAAACAGAAAAUUUGAAAAUGAACAAGGUGUCUGCAGUGAGUGCAUUGAUGGGAGCUGGUGAGAUGCGGGAUCUAGAAAAAGGUAAGGAGAUUCAUGACUACACAACCCAAGAGGGGAUGGAUUCAGACAUUAUGGUUGCCACUUCUCUUAUGACGAUGUAUGCAAAGUGUGGAGAAUUGGAGAAGACUAGACAACUGUUUGGACAGAUACACAAAAGGGAUUUAGUUUCCUGGUCUGCAGUAAUAUCUGCAUUUGCCCAAUCCGGACAUCCCAAUGAGGCACUCUCCCUGUUCCGAGAUAUGCAGCACAAGAAUUUGGCACCAAACAACGUGACCCUAGUAAGCAUUUUACCCGCUUGUGCUGAACUGAUGUCCACAAAACUAGGUAAAUCGGUUCACUGCUACGCUCUUAAAGCAGACAUCGGCUCUGAUCUUUCAACCAGAACUGCAUUGGUAUCCAUGUAUGCCAAGUGUUGUUUAUUCAGUUAUGCUCUACGUGUCUUUAAUAAUAUGCCAUUCAAAGAGGUCGUGACGUGGAACGCUUUGAUAAAUGGACUUGCACAGGCCGGUAGGUCCAAUGAUGCCCUAGAGACGUUUUCGGAGUUGAGAUUAUGCGGGGUGCAACCAAACAAUGGAACCAUGGUGGGUGUCCUCCCGGCUUGUGCUAAGUUGGGUGACUUUCAUCACGGGACAUAUAUCCACGGUCAAGUGAUCAAAUACGGGUACGAGUCGGAGCGUCACGUGUCAAAUGCUCUAGUUGACUUUUAUGCCAAAUGUGGGAAACUCUCAUCUUCUGAAUUCCUCUUCAACAAUGUCCCUUUUGAGAAAGAUGAGGUCUCCUGGAACACAAUGAUUGCAGGAUAUGUUCAAAACGAACGUGCCAAGGAAGCAAUGUCCGUGUUCCGUAGCAUGAUGGUAUUAUCGUCUCCCCAGCCUAACAUUGUCACCAUCGUUACCAUCUUGCCAUCCAUAUCAUCUCUUACAUUUUUAAAACAUGGAAUGGGGAUACACACUUACACUAUCAAGAAGGCCUUAUUAUCCAACACCCUUGUCGGGAAUAGUCUCAUCGACAUGUACGGGAAAUGUGGUCGCCUCGACAUGUCGGAGAGACUAUUUUUGGAGAUGAGAAAUAAGGACACGGUUUCUUGGAACGCGAUGCUCGCCGCCUGUUCCGUGAACGGGGACGCGGGCCGUGCGAUGUCUGUCUUCUCGUGCAUGGAAGAAGAGGACGGCGUCAAGAUUGACUCAGUCUCUUUCAUCAGUGUCCUGUCCGCGUGCAGGCACGCGGGCAUGGUAGACGAAGGGAGGAAUCUCUUUUGGGACGUGAUGCAAAAGAAAUACAGAAUCAGGCCCGGCGUGGAGCACUACGCGUGCAUGGUGGACUUGCUAGGCCGCGCAGGCUUGUUCGACGAGACCAUGGAGUUGAUAAACAAGGAAAUGCCUAUGAAGCCUGAUGGUGCUGUUUGGGGGGCGUUAUUGGGGGCUUCCAGAUUGCAUUUUAACGUUGAGCUAGCAGAGGUGGCGUUGAAGAAUCUAGUAAAACUUGAGGCAGGGAAUCCGGCUCAUUAUGUGGAGCUGUCCAAUGUAUAUUCACAGUUGGGAAGAUGGGUUGAUGCUAGAAACACAAGAGACAGGAUGCAUGUAACUGGAUUAAAAAAGACUCCAGGGUGCAGUUGGGUGGAGUUUGAGGGAAAGGGGCUAUGAGUUUUUUUUUUAUUAAAACGCCAUUCUGUAAAAAAGAAAAAUCACUCCAUAAUUUUUUAUACUUUCUUUUUUCAUCCAUCCCUAUAUUUUAUUUAUUCAUUUCUUUAACUUUCCUAUGGUUUCUCUCCAAUGUCAAUGCUCAAUUUUCAUUUUCUUAAAUUCGUGUGUGGUCAAAAUUGACAACAAUUAAGAGAUGAAGGAUGCAUGUUAAACCAAUUGAAGGCGUAAAUGAAUCAUGUGUCGGGAU